AUGGUGAGAGGGAAGACCCAGAUGAAGAGGAUAGAGAAUGCGACGAGCAGGCAAGUGACUUUCUCAAAGAGAAGGAACGGGCUGCUGAAGAAGGCUUUUGAGCUCUCUGUUCUUUGCGAUGCUGAAGUUGCACUUAUUAUUUUCUCACCAAGAGGCAAGCUUUAUGAGUUCUCCAGCGCUAGUCUCAUCAAAACAAUAGAGCGGUAUGAGAAGAAGCAAAAGGAUAAUGAAGCAGGGAGCAAGGGGUUUGAAGACAACACACAGAAUGACGACAGCUUCAGCAUGGCAAAGAAGAUUGAGCAACUCGAAGUUUCGAAGAGAAAGUUAAUGGGAGAAUGUCUGGAAACAUGUUCCGUUGACGAGCUCAGAAAGUUAGAGUGCCAGCUUGAGAGAAGUAUUAUCAGAAUCAGAGCAAGAAAGACCCAGCUGGUUUUGGAGCAGAUUGAGAAACUAAGGCAAGAGGAGAAGACCCUAAUGGAAGAAAACAGAAAGCUGCGGGAGAAGUGCGGAGUAAUGGAACCAUGGAGAUUGCCAUCGGGCAACAAGAAGCAGCAGCAACUACAAGACAAGAUCGUCGUUGCAGAAGCAGCAGCUGGAGAAGAAGAGGAAGAAGAAGAGGAAGAGGAGGAGAGAGAAAGUAGUAUCGAUGUGGAGACAGAGCUGUACAUAGGGCCAGCACCAUAUAGAAGAAGAACAACAACCAAAACUCCUACCCACUACUAG
Messenger RNA from Linum trigynum, 723 nucleotides. Lineage: Eukaryota; Viridiplantae; Streptophyta; Magnoliopsida; Malpighiales; Linaceae. The record is from the annotation of a GenBank genome assembly.